CUUACAAAGAAAUACGAUCUUAUCGAUUGCACGCGAAGGCAGCAUAAGUACACGGCUCAUCAUCUAUACUAGAAUAUCUGAUAAUUUAAUUUCCCAAUCACCAGGCUGGCAGCUGACAGAUGGUGAUUCAUGAGCAGGACGUGACGGUUUCUCUCUCAGGUGUUGGGACACACACUCACUCAGUCAGACUCAGACGGAGUGAACACACACGAGCGACAAUUAUUCAGCCAUUCAAGAGCAUUUCUGACAUCUCUGAUGUAAACGGGACAGUGGACAAGGUUUAUUUGCACUCCUUCAGCAUCCAGAAUCAUGGACUACCACUUUUGGCCACAAAAACUCUCAAAUGAUAAACGUAUAUGUCGGAUACGGACGCCCACCAAUAGCCCGAUCUACUAUGGAAAAACAUGAGAUUGUUAAAUAUGCUAAAUAUUGAAGUAAUCAUUUUGUAGGUUUUUUUUGUUUGUUUAAGUGAAAAACAAAGCCAUGUAUUAUCCUCUGUUCUUCAUCAUUCUGCAUGGCUGCAUGGCUGGAUGGAGCAAUCUGAAUAGCACCCCCCGAAAAACCAUUCAAUAUGAAGAUAACCAUGUGAUCAUGUUUAAAGAGGAAGGUAUCUGGAAUUACUCCACAAUGCUGAUUAGGGAGGAUCUGGGUUUGCUGGUGUUGGGGGCGAGGGAGGCCGUCUACGCCCUUGACAUAAACGAUAUCUCCGAUGCCAAGUCUAAGGUGCUUUGGAAAGUUACAGAAGAGAAACAAAAGGAGUGCACCACUAAAGGAAAACAUCCUGACAUCGACUGUCAUAAUUAUGUACGGAUGCUGCAUCAAAUGAGCAACGGCAUGAUGUACGUGUGCGGAACAAACGCCUUUAGCCCAACCUGUGAUUACAUAACAUACAGUGACGGGCAGCUGAAGCUGGAGGGAAAGCUGGAAGACGGGAGGGGGAAAUGUCCUUUCGAUCCGUUCCAGAGAUCCUCUUCUGUUAUGGUUGAUGAAGACCUGUAUUCUGCCACGUCCAUUAACUUUCUGGGUUCGGACCCAGCCCUAUCCCGCACAUCUCCCAUUUCACUGCGCACAGGGUUAAGCUUCAAUGAGCCAAGCUUCAUCUACAUGGACAUGGUCCCAGAAAGUGAGGACAGUCCUGAGGGCGACGAUGACAAAGUCUACAUGUUCUUCAGUGAGAACGCCGUGGAGUACGACUUCUUCAACAAGCUUGUGGUUUCGCGGGUCGCCAGAGUCUGCAAGGGUGAUAUGGGUGGUCUAAGGACCCUCCAAAGGAAAUGGACCUCCUUCUCGAAGGCUCGUCUGGACUGCGCGGUCUCUGAGCCCAGUCUGCCCUACGUCAUACAGGACGUCUUCCAUGUUCGCAACAAGAAAUGGAGGAAAAGUGUAUUUUACGCUGUCUUCACCUCUCAAUCGAGCUCAACAGAUCAGUCUUCAGCGGUAUGUGCAUUUAAUGUAACCGAUAUCAGCGAGGUGUUCUCUCACGGCAAAUUUAAGACUGAGGUGACCGUGGAAAUGUCUGAUGUGAAGUGGGUCACAUACAACGGAGAGCUUCCUGUCCCCCGACCAGGAGCUUGCAUCAACAACGCAGCGAGACGUUUGGGAAUUAAAAGGUCGCUGGACCUCCCUGAUAAAACCCUGCAGUUCAUCCGAGACCGGCCUCUCAUGGACGACGCAGUCCGUCCAAUCACAGGCAAGCCCCUGCUGCUCAAGAGAGGCCCGUUGAUGACCCGUCUUGUGGUAGACGUCGUAACUGCAUUGGACGGACAGACCUAUCCUGUGAUGUUUGUCGGCACUGAAAAUGGUUAUGUGCAGAAAGCAGUGAACUAUGAUGGAGAAAUACACAUCAUUGAAGAAGUUCAAUUGUUUCAGAACACUGAGCCGAUUGACAUCCUACGACUUUACCAGAAUCAGUUGUACGCAGGCUCUGCGUCUGGGGUUGUACAAAUGCUCGUCAGCAACUGCAGUCGUUAUUCUUCCUGUCUGGACUGUGUGCUGGCUAGAGACCCUUACUGUGCCUGGGAUGUCACUGCUCUGUGGUGCUCUAGAUUACCCACAUCACCUGAGGACGCAAAAGGUAAUCUGAUACAAAGCCUGAAAGACGGGGAUGCCACUCGAUGCCCAACAACAGCUACCGGGGAACCAAAGAUCCGCACCCUGGUGCUGGGAAACAACAUCAAGUUGCUGUGUCGAGCAGAGUCUAACCUGGCCCAGGUCAAGUGGAACUUUGCUGGAAAGCCACUCCCCUACUCAAACAAGAAGUACACUAUUUACAGUGAUGGCAUCCUCAUCUACAAUGCUUCAGCCAAUGAUGCUGGACUCUAUACCUGCAUGUCAGUCAAGUGGGCAAAAGGGAGACAGUACAGCCAAACACUUGCCAUUUAUGACUUACGUGAACGCUUACCAGUCGAUGUGACGGACAAGAUUAAGGCUACAUUGGAAAUACUUACUGAAAGCCACACAACCUCAUCAGGUUUGCAUGAAAUCGAAGAGCCACCUAUUGCUAUUAAUCAGAGCAGUGAGAGUAAAUGGGUUGUAAUGCAAGUGUCGCUGGCCGUGAUAUCCGUCAUGAUGGCCUGUUUGCUGAUCUGGAACUUGUACAUGGGCCACAUCUCUCCAUUUAUGUGCUGUGGGAGACAGCCAAUCAAAAGCCCCAGGAAUCUUCCAGGAAAGGAAUACAUGCACACGGGAAAUGAUGCCGUAGACAGUAAACAGACAAUGGUCAGGUUGUGCGUCACAACAAACAGUAAUACUGAAGCAACCAGCUUCCACAGGAAUAACAGCAAUGGGGAUACGUCAACAGACAUUCAUAUUUUUAAGUACAUUACGGAUGAGUCUGAGAUUUAAGAUUUGAUUUUUUUUAUAGAAUUUUUGUACUUAUUUAUUUUUUAUUACUAAUAAAAAAAACUACAAAUUCAUUCAUUUUAACUAAUUUUAAAAUUUAAUUGUGAAAAAAAUAAAGAUUUUCUUAAGAAAUAUGAAGGUAAAACAUCCUACUAAUCAGUAGCUGAUUGUCAAUUCAAGAUUUGGUGCCGUGACCCGGAGUACUCAAGCACACAUUUCUUUACAACACCGUCCUCUCUCCUGUUUCACCUCAAUUAAUACUAUGAAUUUGGACACACUACGCAUUUCACAUACUGCUUUUCACCUAUUAUUUAGUAGGGAAGUAUGCAUAUUUAGACGCAGAGAGUGACCGCAAUAAAAGCGACUACAGUCUGAAAAGUAAUGUUUUAUUGAACUGAAGCUGGAAAGCCAUUCCAGUCACAUGUCAUAUGCAGGAUUGUUCAAUACAUUGGCUACACAAAGACAGUCAUGAAACGCUGCAAAAUCAUCCUCCUGUAGCUCUGUGGAGGGAGAUAUUGAGCAAAAAGGACCAAAGAUCAAGUCUAAUAUUAAAAAUGAGUAUUUUAGCCUCCAGCCAACCACAACUGUAAACUCGAGAUGAAACCAGGAAUAAAUGCGCAAUACAUAUUUAUACGCCAGUAUUAAAAAUAGCACAGGAUAUAGCCACAUCCACCAAUAAAUUGUAGCACUUGAGGGAAACUCGAAAGCUAUUGGUUCACACAUGCUUAAUAUGCAUGAAGAAUUAAGGCUGUCUUCAUUUCAAAGACGUGAAAAGCUUUAAACGGAAAGACAGGCACAAGAUGUGUUUGCAAGGAAACAUUCCCAGGCAUAGCAUUUUAAAAAAAUCUGAAACGCUUUGCUGCGGUGUAUAAAAGGGGCGUGUCAUAUGCAAACCAUACCAUUUACAAAGACAUUUAACACAUUUAAGACAUUCAUGAUGGUUGUGAAUCUUAAAAGUGUAAGUGAAUAAUUAUCCGAAGUAAAAAUAAAAUAAAAAUUAACUGCAAAAGCGCCGAUGUGGAAGAGAUGCAAGAUAGAUUUUUUUUUUUAGGUAAAUAGAAAAGCUGCCAUGAUUUAGAAAAGAACACUCAGACAUACUUU
This is a messenger RNA of Pimephales promelas (fathead minnow), 3942 nucleotides long. Its product is annotated as semaphorin-4E. Gene Ontology annotation, biological process: negative regulation of transcription by RNA polymerase II; ossification involved in bone maturation; positive regulation of cell migration. Gene Ontology annotation, cellular component: plasma membrane. Lineage: Eukaryota; Metazoa; Chordata; Actinopteri; Cypriniformes; Leuciscidae. Gene Ontology annotation, molecular function: chemorepellent activity; semaphorin receptor binding. The record is from RefSeq and is a predicted model, not a curated record.